AUGACUCAGUGUUGCCGGUGUAACGGAAAUGGGACAUGUAGAUCGUGUAUUUGUGCUAGGAACAACCGCGUUUGCACAAAUUGUAAGCCAGGGAAAGAUAAACGAUGUGAAAAUCAAAAUCAAAUAGGAAAUUUGCCAAGCUUACUUCAAGAUGGAUCGACAUCGCACGUUAAUCAACACCAAGAACCCGAGAGCGAUGAAAAUGAAGUAAUAAUUUCAGAACACACACCAGAUUAUAUCCCAAUGCAAUCUCCAGUGUUUCGAUGGGGUGAAGUCGAAGGCGAAGCAUUUGCUCAAGCUAUCCAAGAAAGCUAUAAAGAAGUGGUUCAUUGGAGACGAAACUUGUUUAAAACUCCAUCCGGCCAGGCUGGUAAAUCCUUUGUGCGCGAGCUUACUCGAAUGUUUCAAGCUUAUGCUGAUAUAUCGUCACUUGAGAGUGUGGCUUUAACAGCCACAAUGGUUAUGCCUGCUCUUUUACUCCAGAAACCACAUCCCAAAUCUAAGGCAAAAGAGCAUACUUUGUAUCUAAAUCGUAGACUUAAGCAAUGGAUGAAUGGGGAUAUCAAUGGUCUGCUAGAUGAGGGUCGUGCUAUCCAAAAACGCUUAGUCAGACAAUCUAAGCAGCGGUCAUCUGAUGAUACUGCGCGAGUUUUCGCAAAGUUGAUGAUGCAGGGUAAAGUAAGAGCAGCACUUCGGAUAAUAUCGGAAGACGAUAGAGGAUGUCUGACGUUAGAUAGCUGUGUUGCCCCUGACAAUCCCAAGACCGUCAGACAAGUCCUGUUAGAGAAGCAUCCACCUAAUAUACCACCUGUUCAAUCGGCGAUACUAAAUGGGGAUUGCAACAUGGAACCACACCCAGUUAUUUUUGAUAGGAUUGAUGGAGAGUUGAUACAGAAUACGGCCAUUAAAACAGAAGGAGCCGCAGGACCAUCUGGUCUUGAUGCAAUGGCCUGGCGACGACUCUGUACAUCUUUUAAAUCAUGUUCAGUUGGUCUAUGUGAUGCUUUAGCUGCAGUUGCUAGAAGAAUCUGCACUUCUCUUGUUGAUCCAUCAAGUUUAACAUCAUUUGUUGGUAGUCGCUUGAUUGCGCUUGAUAAAUGCCCUGGAGUACGUCCGGUCGGUAUUGGUGAGGUGGCUCGGCGUAUUAUUGGUAAAGCGAUUGUCAGAGUGAUUGGCAACGAGAUUCAAGAAGCUACAGGUCCACUACAGACAUGUGCUGGACAUUUAUCCGGUUGUGAGGCAGCUGUUCACGCUAUGCAUCAAGUGUUUGAAGAUAAGGAUGCGGAUGGUGUUAUUCUUGUUGAUGCUACCAAUGCUUUUAACUGCUUAAACCGUCAAACUGCCUUAAUUAAUAUCAAGCAUCUUUGCCCAGCACUAUCGAAG
This is a messenger RNA of Paramuricea clavata, 1383 nucleotides long. The record is from the annotation of a GenBank genome assembly. Lineage: Eukaryota; Metazoa; Cnidaria; Anthozoa; Malacalcyonacea; Plexauridae.